AUGAUUGUGUCCAAUAGUUGUUCAGGAUAUUUAGAUGACUCAGGUGUCUGGAACAAUGGUUUCAGUUGUCAACCAAUUAAUAAUCGAGUUCGCGUUUGUUGUGGUCCAGAAAAUCGACGUGAAUGUUGUUUUGCCGAUGAACUACCUCAUCGAUCGAAUUCAUACAUUGAUUCUGAUAAUUUAUCAUCAAACAAAAGUCUAUCUCCUUUCGAUAUUACAUCUUCUCCAUAUACAUAUAUUCUCAUUGCUAUUGGACUCACCUUGAUUCUACUUAUCGUAUUACUCAUCACAUUUAUCUACAUUAUUCGCCGUAAACUAAAUGGAUCAUCGUCAUCGUCCUCGUCGUCAUGUUCGUCUGAUACAUCUUCAAUGAACAAACAAUGCCGUCGUUUAUCACUUACUGUAGCUACUAGUUCAUCAAAAAGUAGUACAAGUAGUCCUGUUCCAAGUACAUAUGUUGACUAUUGGUCACGUACCAUUGUUUCACCAUCUGAAUGGACACUUACGAAGCCGUAUAAUUCAUUUACUGGAGGACCACAUAGCAGCAAUAAUCUUAAUUAUUAUAUUGACUAUGGUAAUAACUAA
Rotaria socialis is the source of this 585-nucleotide messenger RNA. NCBI's taxonomy places the organism in Eukaryota, Metazoa, Rotifera, Eurotatoria, Philodinida, Philodinidae. The record is from the annotation of a GenBank genome assembly.